UCCGCUACCACUAAGUCUCGAAUGUCUAAUCCAGACUGGGUUUCUAUAUCUGAUGCAUCUGACUGGCCACCCGAAGUAACUUCCUUGUCGCGCCUUCUGGCUUCCAGGAUUCCCUUAGAGCUUGCCGAUGGAACAUGCAACUUGGCUUCGCUAAGGUCCUCUGAAUUGCUCGGAGAGCUCGCCACGCUAUUCGAGAGCUCACCAGGAGUCUUCAGUGACACCCAUUGCAACUCGCAGGUCUUGUCAGUGUUGGACUUGAUACUUUCCACUGUUGCAUCACUCCGCGCCCUUUCUGAGAUGUCGAUAUAUGACGUCGCACGUCCAACCACACCUUUUUGGACAUUGUUGCUCCGGUCGCUUCUUAUUAACUGCUAUGACAAAUCAUAUAUCCUGGAAAAUGUGUCGUUUGCUUUACCCAAACUACCAGAGUCCAAGUGCGUCGUGCUGGAUGGUCAAGCUUCUCUUCUCGCGUCUCAUCUUGCAAAUACGUUUCAGCCGCUAAGUGAUGAGAUUGCCAGCCAAAUCACAGACGAUCCGUCUCCUAUGACAGAGGAUGGCGAAGAGUCACAUCAUGACGGGAGCGGCUGCAGUCUUUCAGAUGGAGAGGAGUCACUAUCAGAACAAUCUGAUGAAGAUUCCUGCUACGGGAGCACGGACAUUUCGACAGAGCCGACAUCGGCGCCACUGUCGAAUAUCCCGGUGGAAGCUCAUGUGCUCUCGCAUUGGCUGCGACCUGAUUGUGCCGCCCUCCCAUUUCUUUGUGUUGCUGAUAGGAGGAAUAUCAUACCGCUGAUCCAGAGCACAGUUUAUCAGCGGUAUACUUGGGGAAUAUCUGAGCCCGUAGUGGGGGUCAUCUUGUCAGAAACAGGAUGCAUUGGCCGCGUGGUGAUGGGUUGGAUUGAACAGCACGGCGAUGCGGACCAUCUUCUGAAGCCCAGAGUCACGGUUGCAUACUCCGACCAGCAUCGUCCAAACUCUUCUUUGGGAAUCUAUGAUUUAACGGACCCAGUGUCUACUAUUCAACUGGCACAAUUCGUUCUCAGCCUUCGUCAGCACGUCGAAAGUAUUGUCUCGGAAUCCCUGAACCCGACAUUCAAGCCCAUUUUAUGGCGAUCCGACUCAAUUCAGCUGGAUGAAGAUCAAUCCGAUUUGGGAGAACAAGGUGAAAGAAGGAUCCGCAUUUGGUUGUGCGGUGUUCCUUCACCCCAGGAUGGCUCGGCAUCGGAAUCCAUCGAUCCUUUCCCAACCUCUGAAAUUGCUAAGAUGUCUGUGCCUUCUAAGUCUAGCAAACGAGCAGCCUCAGCCAAAAUGUCGUCGCAGAGCAGCCUGAACCCCCCGGUCGAAGGAAAGCAACGGCAUACGUCGCAUGGUACAUCGACCAUGAGUGGGGCAUCCACUCGCGCUAAGGCAGCCUCAGCAAUGGCGAAAGUUCCUGAAGCUGGAAUAGCGGACGGUGAUCCUUUGAGUAUUGGCAGCUUCCUCUACGACCGACACGCGUUCAGCGUCGCCCGCCUACCUCUAACGGACGCUACGGCGAUGGAUGUAAGAAGAUCCAUGGAGAAGGAAGAUGGACCUACGCUUUCGUAUAAGGAUAACGAUACCGUCAUUACCGCGGCCCAGAACGAAGAGGUCACCGCCAUGGUCAGGAUCUACGAUGAUCUGACUGAAUAUCAAAAGCCGUCGUGGGUUACUCCUCCGUCUGUCGAUAAGGCUGUAAAGCCGAUUCUUGACCUGAUCAUGCGUCAGGUUGUGGAUAUGGAUUCAACAGCGCCUGAAUACUCUACGCUCGAUCCUUCCCUGAUGAAGAUUGUCACCGAAUCACUCUCUUUCCUUUUAUGCGUCUCCGUCGGAGGGUUUGGGAAAGGCCUUGACUACAAGCCCAACGAGACCGAAGCUAGACAUUGCUGGGAUUUUCUUCUUUACAUCUCUUUCGUUGUCCAGGGUGAUAUUAUCUCACAACGAGUUUUGUUGGAAAAAUUAUUGGCACUUUCGAGAAACAUUGCCCUUGACUUGGCGUCAGGCACAACUAACGCUGACUCGAGUGCCGAGGAGCAAGCGAAUGUCUUUGUGCAACUUUGUUCACGAGCCUUUAAGAUUGCUGAAUCUCGGUACGGAAUUAGGGACCCCGUUUGUACGCAAGCCGCAGAUGCCUUGGCAGAUGCAUUUCACUACCGACAGCAGGUAGUGGAUCUGAUGACGGCUCCGAACGUUGCUGAGAUCAUCAAGGAGCGUGCGAAGGAUGAACCCGAUAACGCCAAAUGUGAUGCUUUCUUGGCCUUCCCACUCUCCAUCCCUAAAUCCAUUCCGAAACACAACCGACCAAUAGAUCUGGUGUGUGGUUGGCAUAGGCUCAAGCCCCCAUCACCAGCCGAUCAGGACCCUCAGACAAAUCUGCCGCCCAGGGUUGAGGAAAGACACCCCGAGACUCCUCGUACCGAAGCAGGGAGGCAACAAACGAAAAGCCCAUUCUUCACGAAUGCCUCGGAGACAAAAGCUUUCAAGAUCACCCAGAAGGACCUCGAAAGGAUCGUAGAGAAUCUUCUUGGAAAGCAUCUCCUUUCUGUCUUUGUUGGCGAGUACAAGAGACCCGAGGAGGAGGCAGGAAAGGCUGUAAACCAAUGCAAGAUAUAUCUUGUCAGUGCGGUAAUGCAUCUCAAGAGCCUCGGAAUAACCAGGUAUCCUGUGUUUGGUUUGGCAACUAAUGGUGCAUCGGGUGCGCUCAUGUGCUGUUGGUAUUCGCAAAGAUUGGAUCGUGUUUUCAUUAUGGACCGGAACAUCCGGAUUUUUGAUAUCUCUUCCCCGAUUCAAACAUACCAUUUUAUGACGUUCCUUCUCCGUUUACGACGGUGGAGUGACGAGCAGCUGCAGAAGCACCAAGAUAGGAUUUCGGUGAAUCCUGAUGCAUUUCAGCCUGACCACUUCUGGACUCGAAAUGCACAGAACGGUCCAGCUAAGAAAGGGUCGUCGUCAGACGUACAUGUGUCUGGGAUAGAUGAAAUUGAUGAGGAUGCAGAAGGCAUGGCUAGAACAUUUGCGAAGAUGAAGGUGUAGACAUUACAUUUGAAUUCAAAUCUUUUGUUGUUGCUACAAGUCGUGUCCCAAUCUAUCCUGUUUCGAAUGUUUAUCC
Messenger RNA from Guyanagaster necrorhizus, 3127 nucleotides. RefSeq lists its product as uncharacterized. The transcript is spliced from 11 exons. Lineage: Eukaryota; Fungi; Basidiomycota; Agaricomycetes; Agaricales; Physalacriaceae. The coding region runs from base 22 to 3051 and encodes 1009 amino acids. The record is from RefSeq and is a predicted model, not a curated record.